AGUAUUUGAUUGACUUUGGUUUUACUUUAAUAAUAUUCUGAGAUAAUUAUACAGUUGUUUUAUUCAAAGUUUGGAAGUUUUUUUCGCGAUUAUAAUACGUAAAUAUUCAAAAUGUUAAUAACUAUUAAAAAUCUUUAUCAACAGACUUUCACUAUAGUAUUCCAAGCAGAAAAGACGGUUUUAGAACUCAAACAAGCAAUUUUCAAAGAACGUGGAUCAGAAUAUGUCGUUGAUAAGCAAAAACUUAUAUAUGCUGGAAUAAUAUUAGCUGAUGAUCGAACUUUACAGUCAUAUAAUUUCGAUGAAAAAAAAUUUUUAGUUGUUAUGUUAAAACGUGACAUAAAUGAAUCAAUACCAAAAAAUAAUGUAGCUGAAGAAAAGUUAAAUAAAAGUGACGAUAAAGAAAAACCUAUGGAAAUAAAUGAGGGCACAGAAUCAGUAACAAAUACCACAAACUCUGAGAAUUUGAAUAGGAAUUCAGAUGUAACCAGUGCAACGGAAUCCACACGUCAAGUCUUGACCAACCCGAAUACGGAUAGAGAAACUAGCGCAAAUACAAACUCAAGUCAAAGAGAUACAAAUGUGCUUGAGACUAAUAGAGAUUCCCAUAUGCCUUUAGGAGAAGAUUAUGAAAGGACUGUGCUUUCAUUGAUUGAGAUGGGAUAUAACCGCGAAUUGGUAGAGAGAGCAAUGGCAGCCAGUUUUAACAACCCUGAACGUGCGGUGGAAUAUCUUUUAAAUGGAAUACCAGAAAUUAAUGAAAGUUUUAGAAACACGACUACAGAAAGUUCGACUAGGGCUGUUGCAAGUAGUUUGGUUCCAGAAACACAGGCAGCUACUCAAUUUUCAUCUAAUACUGCACAACGUCAAGAUCCUUUCGAGUUUUUACGAAAUCAACCUCAAUUUUUACAAAUGCGCUCUUUGGUGUACCAAAACCCGGAUUUAUUACAUGCAGUUUUACAACAGAUUGGUGAAACUAACCCUGCUCUUCUGCAACUUAUAUCAGAAAAUCAGGAUGAGUUUCUUAAUAUGCUAAACCAACCAGUAGAGGAUGAAAUAACCGACAACAAUGCUUUAUUAUCUUCAACACGUAGUCAAAUUACUGCUACUUCAAGAUCUGCAUCAAACAACGAAACAUCAAAUGUUAUUUCAUCACAAAAUUCAACACCUUUAUCUGUUACAAAUGAAAACGUUGCAGAAGUUAGUAAUGAAAAUCCUUUGUCUAAUACUGGUAACAACCCAAACGUACCUCAGUCGUUAAAUAAUACCACCACAGAGUCUUCUCGUGGUAAUACUACUGAAAGUGUUACCACAAUUCGUUUAACACAGCAGGAUCAAAUUGCUGUAGAACGUUUAAAGUCCCUUGGAUUCCCAGAGGCUUUAGUACUUCAAGCUUAUUUCGCCUGCGAAAGGGAUGCGCAAUUAGCUGCAAAUUUUUUGUUUUCUUACUCAUUUGAUGACUAAAAAGCAUAAUCGUUAUCUUUUUAUAAAAUUUUUCAUAUUAAUUUAAAUGCGGUUGAAAUGUAGAAAACAAAAUAAUA
Teleopsis dalmanni is the source of this 1541-nucleotide messenger RNA. RefSeq names its product UV excision repair protein RAD23 homolog A (gene Rad23). Bases 112 to 1464 code for a protein of 450 amino acids. Gene Ontology annotation, cellular component: nucleoplasm; cytosol. Gene Ontology annotation, molecular function: polyubiquitin modification-dependent protein binding; damaged DNA binding; proteasome binding. The transcript has 6 exons. The record is from RefSeq and is a predicted model, not a curated record. Lineage: Eukaryota; Metazoa; Arthropoda; Insecta; Diptera; Diopsidae. Gene Ontology annotation, biological process: proteasome-mediated ubiquitin-dependent protein catabolic process; nucleotide-excision repair.